AAUGAAAAUAAAUUAACUCUCUUGCUAAAUAGGAUUGAUUAUGGAAGGAAUAGGCGACACAGACAAUACCAUAUGGAUUUUUUCAUUCAAGGUAUCCAACAAGCUUUAGAAACCAGAAGGUAUUCAAUACUUGAAUUUCUUAAAAUGGCCGCAAUUCGACGUGUGGAAGUUCGAUAUCGUUUAGAUGUAGCCGUAAUGAGACAACGAUACUUCAAUGAUGAUUUAAUAAUGGAAGAAGAAGUUUUGUUAGAACAUAUUCGCGAUGUUGCUCAGCUACUGGCAAUACAAGCACCAAUGGGUGAUGAAAAUCCGAUUGAUGGCGUUAACUAUUACGUUGGUGAAACCAUAAUGCAAGAAGAGCAAGAGAUUGCCCCUUGGAUUCAUGCUGCAACAGCGGGGAUGAUAUUUCAAGAUCAACCUGCUGCUGAAAAUAAUACUCAGUGCUGUGUAUGUCUGAUGAAUGAGGCAAAAGCUGUUUUCUGUCCAUGUGGACAUUUAUGCUUAUGCAUGGAAUGUAAGCACAAGACAGGAAUAUCUCCUAAAUCUACCCCUAGACCGGAUCAAAACAGACUAAAAUUCGUUUGUUUUAUAUGUCAAACACCAAGCCAUUCAUUAAUGGCUAUUUUCUAA
Cotesia congregata is the source of this 630-nucleotide messenger RNA. Lineage: Eukaryota; Metazoa; Arthropoda; Insecta; Hymenoptera; Braconidae. The record is from the annotation of a GenBank genome assembly.